GAAGCAUCACGGAAGAUGUGGUCCACUCGGUGGGAUUACGCCUCUUUCACGAUCCCAAUACGAACGACAACUCCCAGCGUGCGCAGCGCUCCGCCCACCUCGCCGGUUACCCGUAUGCUGCCUUCGCUGACGAGAAGCAGCGCAAACAUGGCAGCUGCCAGUCAGAUUGCGGCGGUGAUGGUUGCUGCUCAACUUUUAUUGUUUACUUUGUACGGCUCGGCCUGGGCUGAGUACUUUUCGCUUUUAUCGUUCAAUAGCAACAGCCGCUUGCAGAAGCCAGGCUGUGUCACCCAGUCAGAACUGGCGAACUCGAAGGACUUAGUGGAAUGUGAAUCUUCAUUUUUGAAUCCUGAGGACACCGAUUGUGUGCCUAGAGGAGCUCCACCCUGUGAACCUGUGCCAUUCCUGGAUACAGAAAAAAUUCUGAGUCAAGCUAAAGUUUUGUCUGAACAAAAGAGAUUUCCAUUUGCUACCAUUGAUGCAAAUACAAAUGAGGAAUUAGCAUUUGGCUAUGCCUUGAUUGGAAAUACCUUGUAUGAUGAAGCAAUAAAACAUUUCUCAGCCCUGUUACAGGGAAACCCAGAACUUGUGAGUGCCAUCUAUGGAAGAGGAAUAGCAUAUGGAAAGAAAGGCUUACAGGACAUUAGAAAUGCUGAACUUGCUCUGUUGGAGUUAAAUAAAGUGAUAGCCUUAGAACCUAAUGCCCCUGAGGUAUUUGAACAGAGAGCAGAGAUUCUGUCACCACUGGGACGGAUAAGUGAAGCUUUAAAUGACCUCAGUAGAGCUAUACAGUUGCGCCCAUCUGCACGUUUGUAUAGACAUAGAGGCACCCUUUAUUUUAUAUCUGAGGAUUAUGCGGCAGCACAUGACGAUUUCCAGAUGUCCUUAGAAAUGAAGAAAUACCAGCCAAUUGCAAUGCUCUAUAAAGGUCUAACUUUCUAUCACAGGGGUAUGCUGAAGGAAGCAAUUGAUGCAUUCAAAGAUGCCCUUGAACUAAAAACAGAUUUUACAGAUGCAUAUAGAAGUCUAGGGCAAGCCUACAGAGAAUUGGGUAAUUUUGAAGCAGCAAUGGAAAAUUUCCAGAAGGCCUUAAUGCUAAAUCAAAACCACAUUCAGUCUCUUCAAUUGAGGGGAAUGAUGCUUUACCAUCAUGGUAGUAUUCAGGAGGCACUAAAAGACUUUAAGGGUUGCCUGCAGUUGGAGCCAUAUAAUGAAGUUUGCCAGUACAUGAGGGGCCUGGGUCAUGUUGCAAUGGGUCAGUUUUAUGAAGGAAUUAAAGCUCAGACGAAAGUGAUGUUAAAUGACCCACUCCCUGGUCAGAAAGCGAGUCCUGAAUAUCUCAAAGUGAAGUACCUCAGAGAGUAUUCGCGUUACUUACAUGCGCAUCUUGAUCUGCCGGUGACUGAGUACAAUAUAGACGUUGAUCUUCCUGGUAAUUUCAAGGAUCACUGGGCUAAGAACCUCCCCUUCCUUAUUGAAGGCUAUGAAGAACAACCAGGAUUGCAACCUCAUAUAAAGGAUGUUCUACCUCAGAAGUUUGAAAGCUACAGUGAAGAGGUCCAAGAACUAAUUUGCACUGCGGACCGCUUGGGUUCACUUAUGCAAUAUGCUACACCAGGGUUUCUUCCAAACAAAAGGGUACAUAGAGCUAUGGGACUUGCAACAUUAGAAAUUAUGCAGGUUGUACAGCGAACGUGGGCAAAUUCAAAAAUCCGUGUUGGUGGCAAAACCAGAUUGAUGCAAUGGAAGGACAUGUUUGAUAUCGCUGUGAAAUGGAGAAGAAUUGCAGAUCCAGAUCAGCCAGUACUGUGGUUGGACCAGAUGCCACCUCAAAGCCUCAGCCGUGGUUUCAAUAAUCAUAUAAAUCUCAUCAGGGGUCAAAUCAUUAACAUGCGGUACCUGGCAUAUUUUGACAAAAUAUUGAAUUUCAUAAAAGACAGGAUACUUGUUUAUCACAGUGCAAACAAUCCCAAGGGACUUUCGGACGUGAGAGAUGCCCUGGAGAAAGUGAAAAAAGUGGAAGACCUCCUUCCAAUCAUGAAACAGUUCAACAGCAAAACCAGAGAUGGCUUCACUGUAAACACAAAGGUGCCCAGUUUAAAAUAUCAAGGGAAGGAGUACGAUGGUUUUACCAUCACUAUAACUGGUGACAGAGUGGGAAAUAUGCUGUUUUCGGUGGAAACUCAGACAACCGAGGAGAGGACACAGCAAUAUCAUGAUGAAAUAGAAGCACUAUAUAAAGACCUCAGCAGCAAAGGAAAGGCGUUGAUACUUUCCACUGAGCUUGGUGAAGCUGAUGCAGUGUGCAACCUUAUCCUUUCUUUGGUGUAUUACUUCUACAAUCUAAUGCCUCUUUCAAGAGGAUCCAGUGUAGUGGCAUAUUCAGUAAUUAUGGGAGCACUAAUGGCUAGUGGGAAGGAGAUCACAGGGAAAAUCCCCAAAGGAAAGUUAGUGGAUUUUGAAGCCAUGACAACACCAAGCCCAGAGGCAUUCAGUAAAAUAGGAAAAAGCUGGAUGAACUUGAAAAGCUUGCCAGCAUCGUACUCCAGUCUUCCAUCUGUCUUGGAUACUUUUCCAACAAAAAGAACAAUGAUUGAAGCACUUAACACAGACUCAUCUUCCCAUUGUACCAAGAACUCAUAGGAAUGUCUGAAGACAGAACAAAGUGCAAGCUUAGCUUCACAUUAAGUUAUUUUUGUAAUUAAAAAAAGAUGUAAGCAAAUGAGGUCCAUUUUGAUUUUUUUGGGUACUUUUUGAUACUGCUUAAUUUAAUACUUGGAAGAAAAAGACUUAAGCCUCCAAACUUCAUUUUACAAAAGAAUGGCUGUUGAUCAUUCCUUAUUUGGAUAUACUAAAGUGCAGUACUUAAAGAACGGGUUGAUAAUAUAUAAAGAGACUACUACCUGGCUAAAUGAAAUGCAAGCAAUUUUCUUGGUGAACAAAUUAGUUUCCAAUCAGGCCCUUACAAUCACAAACUGCAUCAUGUAUAGCACCACCAGAAUUAUCUCUUCCUACACUUUUGCUUACUUAAUAAACAUUCCCUAAAACAACCGUAGAUUUCAGAAGCUGCUGCAUUUUAGUGGAUGGGAUAAUGGUUUUGGUUUGUUGCAUUUUGGUGGUUUGGCUUUAGCAGCCAUCAUAAUUUGUAGGAACAUUGUGAAGGUGCUGGAUCUGUGACUGAAAUUAUUUUUGAUUUAUCUUCUUUAGGGGCUUCUAGGUUAAGCAGCUUAGCAAAUAAAUGAGGGUGCAAUUUGCAUUAAAAGUGUAUGCAAAGCAAUCAUGGCUAUGGGACUGCAUGGCUAAGAUAGGACAAUCUCCAGUAAUUUAUAAUUUGUGACCCCCAAAAUAAAUUUUUUUAAUCCCUUACCUGGCUGUGGGCUACACAGAUGUGUUAGCUUUGUAUGAACGGGAACUGGAAACUGGGACAUGUUUACUAAGGAAAGUGCAAUCUGUUUCCUGCUAAGCAACAAAUUUUGCAAGUUCUGAGCCUGUAUCAACAUGUAUUUUCCUUUAAGGAGAAAAGAUUUUAUCUGAAUGCCUGGUUGGUUGACAUUUGAUUUUGUUGCCUGAACAACUGUUUUUUUUAAAAAAUGGUUUUUGUUGUGAGUUAUUUGCUUCAAUAAAGGGGAUCUAUACCUACCACAUAAAACAAAGUUUGCUGUACGUCCAUCUUCCAUGGCAAUCCUUCCAUUUUUGGUGCUUUUCUCAAUGCCACUGUGAUUCAGUUUUAAAUUUGCACUAUAUUUUCUGUUUUUUUUUCCAGAAACCUAAUUAUAAAUACGUUUUUCUUCUACAUUUUGGUAGAAUUAUCAGUGGUAUUUUGUAUGUUCUUUGUUUCCGUAAAAGUGUAUGUUCAUGUUAUGAAACAUUUUGUAAAGGAUCAGUUUUGUCUCAUUAAAAGAUGCUUUCAAUCUGGA
Hypanus sabinus (Atlantic stingray) is the source of this 3917-nucleotide messenger RNA. RefSeq names its product tetratricopeptide repeat domain 13 (gene ttc13). The record is from RefSeq and is a predicted model, not a curated record. Gene Ontology annotation, molecular function: protein binding. Lineage: Eukaryota; Metazoa; Chordata; Chondrichthyes; Myliobatiformes; Dasyatidae. The coding region runs from base 16 to 2643 and encodes 875 amino acids. The transcript is spliced from 23 exons.